CGCAGGGGCCGUAAAGCGCGUUCUUUGGUAAAGGGUAUCCCAAGUAGUUGGAAACCAGCAGCAGAGCCUAAUGGUUUGGGCGCAAUGGCCCUCUGGGUUGGCUUAACUACAGAGGCUGAGAAAGCAGGAAGCGAAGGGGCGGUGCCUAGAAUGCCCUGAGUCACAGCCAUGAGGAGGGUCUUUGGCCUUGGCAGUAGGGGGCAGGCGCCCUCAGGCCCUGCAGGCGUGCAGGGCAGCUCCGGGGGUCCGCGGCCUAGGGUCGGUGUCAGGGCCGUGGGCAAGCUCCACAAGGCUGCCAGCACGGGUGACGCGGCCAGGGUGCAGCAUCUCCUCAUUCUGGGGAAAAGUGGCAUCAAUGACAGAGACAAGAAGUACAGGACCGCUUUGCAUUUUGCCUGUGCCUAUGGCCAUCCUGAAGUGGUGACUCUUCUGGUGGAGAGAAAGUGUGACAUUGAUGCCUGUGACAGUGAGAACAGUACCGCUUUGAUUAAGGCUGUACAAUGCCACCAGGAGGAGUGUGUGACUAUUCUCUUGGAACAUGGUGCCAAUCCGAAUGUUGCAGAUGCUAGUGGCAACACUGCUCUCCACUAUGCUGUCUAUUGUGAAAACUCAUCGAUAGCAGCAAAACUGCUUUCACACCAUGCAAAUACUGAAGCCAAAAAUAAGGAUGACCUCACACCACAUUUGCUUGCUGUAAGGGAAAAGAGACAGCAAGUAGCAGAAUUGCUUAUAAAGAAAGAAGCAAAUAUUCAUGCAGUGGAUAAGCCAGAAAGGCACAUUUUUGAAUAUGAAGAUAAGAGACUUAAAAAUUCUCAAAAUAGCCAUCCAGUAGUUGGACCUGAACCCAGGACCUCACACAUGCUAGUGGAUGAGAGUUCUGAAGAUUACUCUUUAACCAGGUUUUCAAACAAACCUGGUUCUGACUCCUGGCCUACAUCAGAUGAUGAUGACUAUAAUUUUGAUAACAAGAAUGUCCCCAAAAUAAACAUAACUGAGCUAUGGGCUGCUGCUCAACAAUCCAGGAAAAAUCAAACAAAAUAUGGCAUUGGGGAAGCAGGAAACAGAACCUUGCUUAAGGACAAUAUUUCUGUUAGUAAAAACAAAGAUGUGGUUGAAACCCUUCCUAAAACAUCAAUCAACGUCCAGAACUUUUCUCAGUCUUCCUUUAUAUCACCAUCACCUGACACAAAAUCUGGAAUGUUCUUCAUACCCUCCUGCCCACUUCCUCUCCCUUUCAAAAUAGGACCAAAGGAAGAAGCAACAGAGUCAGAAAUUAGAAAAGAAGAAAAUGGUACUUGUGUUAUUAAAAAUGCUUCACAAGAGCAAACAAAUGACAGUUUGACUCAGGUGGAUGCAGGGCGCAAAAAGUAUAAAAGUGAUAUGAUGUUUGCACUGGGAUUAGGAGAAGAUGAUGAAUCACCUUGGGAUUCUGAGAGUCUCUCUGAGAAUCUUCCACAGAAGUCUGUUGAUCAUUUAUCUGGACCUGCAGAUAAAAAAGGAAAACAUAGAGGAAACAGACAAGUAGAAGAUGUGAUUUAUAUACCUUCUUGCAUAAAUGGAUCAAGAAACUUUAAGAUCGCUAAACUGGAGGAUACAGGAAAUGUAGGCAUACCAGUAGCCCACAAGGAAUCAGCUGAGGAAUGUCUUCACUUGAAGCCUGCCAUUGAAAGGAAAAGUACUGUUCUGAAUAAAGCAGUAGCAAUGGAGGAUUUAUGGACAUGCAACUCAGAAGAACCAGAGGAAGAGCAAAAAAGGCUUGAUGGCUGUGAAAAUAGCCAUGAACAGGUUGAAGGAAACAGGAAGCAAAUACAUAAUGACAUGGAAGUAUCAGAAAAUGAGUUCAGUGGCAUUGUUACCACUACUAAUGGUGAUGAUGGGUUCAUUCAACAAAGAAAGAAUGGAAAAAAUGAUAACCAGCAAUUUCCUAUUAAGGAGAAUGAAGAACAUGAUAGUAGUGGUCCUGCCUUGCCUGUGAGGGAAAUAAAGAAAAAUGAAAAUGAACAGUGGAGCUCCACAGAAUCUAUGAUAUCCCCAGUGUUUGAGGAGGCCAAUUCCCUUCCUGGUGGCCUACUACAAGUGAAGGGUAGUUACAGCUUACAUGAUUCAAAUGAAAAUGAAGAAAGGUCCAUAAAGAAAACAUCUAAUGAAAACAGCAAGGUCAAAGAGCAAAUAGAUGGUGUGAAUGACUUUGAUGACUUAUCUCAGUCAUCUGAAACAGCCUCAGAGGAUUGUGAAUUACUUUACCCUAAGUAUGAGAAUAUUUUGCUGCUAUUUGAACAACUUAGAAUGGAAUGUAAAGACUCUGUAAGUGUAUUAAAAAUAUGGGAUGCGGUACAUUCAUAUAAAACAUCAAUAGAACUUAAAAAAGAUCAUGAUGAACUGCUUAUGGGGAAAAUUAAAAAACUGGAAAAUAAGGUUAGAAGACUACAGAAGGAACUAACAGAAAUAAAAGAAGUGAAAUCACAGUUAGAACAUGAGAAAUUACAUCGAGAAGGAGAGCUUGGCAAAUUAAGAUUUGCCUUACAACAAGAAGAAGAAAAGAGAAGAAAUGUUCAUCAGUGUUAUGAAAAAAUUAAAGAACAGUUAAGAAAAAAAGAAGAACAAUAUUAUCAAGAAGUUGAAGCAAAACAGCAACUUGAAAUUUCUCUUAGAACACUAGAUAUUGAAUUGAAGACUGUAAGAAAUAAAUUGCAUCAGGUUUUAGAGGAACAAAAUGACACCUUGAGGCAACUUUCUCAAGAACAGAAUUCCAGAAUGUUAAAAGAUGCGAUUCUGGCAAAUCACCUUUGUGAACAAAAGGAGAUAGAAACGGCACCAGAGAAAAUAAGUCCUGAGAUUUCUGUUAGUCAUGAAGAAGAUCUAUUGCAUAAAAAUCACAGGUUGCAGGAUGAAAAUGCCAGGUUAAGACUAGAAAUAGAUGCAAUAAAGAAUCAGAACCAGGCAAAGGAAAAGAAAUAUCUAGAAGAUAUUGAACUUGCACACAAAAAGAAUGAUGACCUUCAAAGGACAGUAAAACUGAAUGAGGAAACAAUAUUUCAGUGUAAUGGACAGCUUAAUAGUCUGACAGUAGAAAAUACAAUGCUAAAUUCUAAACUAGAGAAUGAAAAACAAAUCAAGGAAAGACUGGAAGCAGAAACUGAAUCAUACUGUUCCAGACUGGCGGCUGCUGUCCAGGAUUAUGAUGAAAGUCAGACAUCAAAAAGAGAUGUGGAACUUGCUUUCCAGAGAGCAAGGGAUGAGUGGUUUCGUUUACAGGACAAGCUGAAUUUUGAUCUAUCAAACCUAAAAGAUAACAAUGAGAUGCUUUCCCAACAGCUUUCUAAAGCUGAAAGAAAAUUCAAUAGCCUAGAAAUUGAGCUCCAUCAUGCAAGAGAUGCUCUUAGAGAAAAGACUUCAGUUUUAGAACAGGUGCAAAGAGACCUGAAGCAAACACAGUGUCAGAUGAAGGAAAUUAAACACAUGUAUCAGAAUGAACAAGGGAAAGUGAAUAAAUACAUGGGAAAGCAGGAAUCUAUAGAAGAGAGAUUAUCUCAACUUCAAAGUGAAAAUGCAUUGCUUCGACAGCAGUUGGAUGAUGCUCACAACAAAGUUGACUUUAAAGAAAAGACAGUAAUUAAUAUCCAAGACCAGUUUCAUGGUAUUGUGAAAACACUUCAAGGUGAGAGUAAAAAACAAAGUCUAAUACUGGAAGACAGAAAUAAAGAGUUAAUCGAUGAAUGUAAUCAUUUAAAAGAAAGAAUAUAUCAGUAUGAAAAGGAGAAAGCAGAAAAAGAAGGAGUUGUAAGACAACUUCAGCAAGAACUGGCUGAUACCUUAAAAAAACAAUCUAUGUCAGAGGCUUCACUGGAAAUUUCAUCACUUUAUCGCAUUAAUUUAGAAGAUGAGACACGGGAUUUAAAGAAGAACUUAAGUCAAAUCAGAAGUCAAUUGGAAGAAGAGCAGAAUCGACACACACAGGCUGCGCAAUGUGCUGAGAAGUUGCAACAACACCUACAAAAGCUUGAACUUGAAAAUUCCAGGUUAAAAGUGAAAGUUAAAAAGCAAGCAGGGAAAACUGAACAGCUUCAGAAACACCUGUUAAGUACAAAUUUGUCUGAAGGUGAUAAGGAACAAUUAAAAAAACUUACUGAGUUAACAGAAUCUCUGGAAUUUACUUUGGAUCAAGAAAAGAAGAAAAAUGGUGAAUUACAAAAAGAGCUAAUUGGAUUUAAGAAACUUUUAAAAAUGACAAAAACAAAGUUAAAUGAGCAGGAAAAUGGAGACUUUCAUGCAGAUUUAAAAUCCAAUGAGUUGGAUAUCCCAAUUAACAUGCUAAUACAUAAGGUUGAUGAUCUUGCAGCAAAACUGGAAACUGCAUCAUCCAAAUGUCUCCAUCUGGAUAAAAAUAAUGAUUUUCUCCAACAGGAGUUAUUAUCUAUGAAAAAUAUAGAAAAGAAAUGUGAAACACUAGAGAAGAAUGAAAAGAAGUUGGAACAAGAAGUAGUUAAAAUGAGAAGCCACCUAGAAAAGAGUGUGGUAGAACAUAGCCAAAUAGAACAGUAUAAACAGGAGAUUGAAGAAAGAGCCAGGCGGGAUUUAGUAGAAAAAUUAAGACAAGUCAAUCUAUUUUUACAGACACAAGCAGCAUCUCAAGAAAAUUUACAGCAAUUAAGAGAGACUAAUAAUGCUUCCAUGAGAAGUCAGAUGGAACUCAGAAUUAGAGACCUGGAAUCAGAGGUCUCUAAAAUGAAAAUUCAAGAAGAGACUAAUAAAGUACAAUUGGAAAAAUAUAGGCAACACUAUCUAGAAGAAUUAAAUACUCGAAAGUCAUUGUCCAGUAAACUAAACAAGGCUAAUGAGAGGCUAGAAGAGGCCAAUACCAAACUUCUGGUGGAAAAACAACAAAACAGAUCUUUACUGAGCACUGUUAGUACAAGACCUGUUCUAGAAUGUCCUUGUUUCGGAAAUCUUAAUCAUAGUGUGGUGUUCCAGAGAAGUUUUCUUCCCAGAGAAAACUUAGUGGUUCCUCUGUUAAACCCACAGCCUUCAAACAACAGCAUGGAGAGCUACCUGACCAAGAUGCGGCAUGAGUUGGAAAAAAGUAUAACUAGAGAAGUAAGAGAAGCUACUGCUGAAUUUGAAUCUGGAUCCUUUAAAGUUUCUCCCAUAAGAUCUGCUAAUAAAUCAAGCCAAGAUCUAAUGUCAGAAACAUCACAAGAAUAUCUGGAGAUUUUAAGGAGAAGAUACAUGAUCUGAAAAGAUGCAGCAUUUUAAUUUUUUCCCAUAUGGUGUAUGACAUGAGAACUGUUAAAAGAAAAAACACUUGUAUCAUAGGUACAUGAUAAAAAUUUAUAUACUACUUUAAACUGUUUGUUGACAUCUGUAACUUUUAAGUGAUAUUUGCAAGUAAAAACCAGUGCCACUGAGUUUUAUAGACUCAAACUUGCCAAAUUCCAGCUGUAUUUUUUCUCUCGGUACAGGGAAUUCAACUCAGGACCUUACACUUUCGAGGCAUCACUGAGCUAAAUUCCAUGCCCUGCAUCAGGUAUUUUAAAUCCACUC
This is a messenger RNA of Fukomys damarensis (Damara mole-rat), 5541 nucleotides long. Its product is annotated as ankyrin repeat domain-containing protein 26. The transcript has 36 exons. Lineage: Eukaryota; Metazoa; Chordata; Mammalia; Rodentia; Bathyergidae. The record is from RefSeq and is a predicted model, not a curated record. The coding region runs from base 169 to 5235 and encodes 1688 amino acids. Gene Ontology annotation, molecular function: protein binding.